AUCAACUUGCAUAUUUAUUGCACAAGAAACAUUUUGUAUAUCUGUAUUAAGACUAUAGGAACUAUUGAAUGGAUAUAGAAUGUACAAGUAACUAAAGGAUUACUCGCUCUUAAAAUAUGAUACAGUUCUCAUAAAUGUAAUUAAGAUGCUAGACGCACCGUUUCAGCUUCUUUUGGACCUACGACAGGACACAAAUCUUUUUUAUAUAUUUGUUGCCAUUCUGGCUGUCUUGUUAUGUAUUUUCUUUCUUCAAAUUUUUGGAGGUCUGCUGUUGUUCUGGGAUAAGGUGGUACCCGCAUGCCUGGUUGUACUGGUGACAGGAGUGCUGGCCGCCGGCGGACACUACUUCCUGUUUCCAGACCCCUGUAAAUGUGGGCUCACCCGCAUAGAAGCCUUUGAGGAGGUCGUUGCUGACCACAUUUGGGGCCAGCAAGUGGCUACGGGGAUGGUGGUAGAGGCGAUGAAAGCCCAUCGCGCAGCCCGGAAACGGAAUCCGCUGGUUAUGUCCCUCCAUGGCGGUCCGGGAACCGGAAAGACCGCGAUGAGCAUGCUCUUGGCCAGGAGCAUGUUUGGCCAUAAAGAUGAUGAAGAAUUGGGCACAUCCGGUGUGUAUGUCAUUGAUAAACCAGUUGGAGCUACAAGGGAGGAAUACAGGGAGUUUAUAAUGACGACGUUAGAUGGCGCCCUAAAGUCCGCCCGGGGUUCGCUAGUGGUGUUUCAAGACAUGGCGUCCGUACCAGGCAAUAUCGGCUCUCUCCUGAAGGCAAUAUUUGAGGACAGUGACCAUAAUUAUCCGUGUAAAAAUGAGGCCAUUUUUCUCCUCAGCACCCAUAUCGGUUCCAAAAACCUGGAGGAUGUGGCUCUCGACUCGUGGAAAGACGGCAUCGACCGCGAUCGCAUUAAUCGCCGGGAGCUCCAGGCGGCUAUCACUGCCGCUUCCAGUGACACCGACGACAGGUGGCACCGGAGGAUGAUCGAACAUAAUUUGAUUACCAAGAGUAUCCCUUUUCUUCCGCUCGACCGCUCCACCGUCCGCCGCUGUAUAAUCCAGGAGAUGAUCUACCUUCGUUUUCUGGACGAAGACCGAAAGUCGAAGGAUGUGCAGGCAGCCAUGCGCCGCCGGAAGUUUAAUCCUGUUACCCACCCCGUAUUUGCCGAGACGGGAUGUGCCAACAUCAGUCUAACUGUUUAAAGUGACACUCAUAUUCAAAAUCAAUACAAACACAUGUAUUACAAACACAGUUUUUGAGUGUCAAAGCUUUUACUACUUUCUAAAUAAUGCAUUUAUGGAAAAUAUUAAUUUAUGAAAACAUGAUUGUAACCGUGCAUUUAUUAGCUGAUUACGCAAAAAUAUUAAAUAAUUGGCGAGUGCUUAAAGGUUUACUGUGAUCUACUAUCAUCUCUUAAGAUAGAAAUAUCGUGUUUUCUGCACCUUUCUUUCAAAUUAAACUCGCUAUCAUUUAUAGAAGAAUGUUUAUUCAAAGAAAUAUAUCACACAAUACACAUUUGAAAUAGGCCAACGUGACCCGUGAACAAAUUAAUGUAAUACAAUGACUUAUAUAUACAUGUAUGGCGGAACAGAUUGAUUAACUCUA
Mya arenaria is the source of this 1595-nucleotide messenger RNA. Its product is annotated as torsin-1A-like. The record is from RefSeq and is a predicted model, not a curated record. Gene Ontology annotation, molecular function: ATP hydrolysis activity; ATP binding. NCBI's taxonomy places the organism in Eukaryota, Metazoa, Mollusca, Bivalvia, Myida, Myidae. The transcript has 5 exons. Bases 146 to 1192 code for a protein of 348 amino acids.